This is a messenger RNA of Ictalurus punctatus (channel catfish), 2369 nucleotides long. RefSeq names its product adenylate kinase 8 (gene ak8). Lineage: Eukaryota; Metazoa; Chordata; Actinopteri; Siluriformes; Ictaluridae. The transcript is spliced from 14 exons. The record is from RefSeq and is a predicted model, not a curated record. Gene Ontology annotation, molecular function: ATP binding; nucleoside diphosphate kinase activity; AMP kinase activity. Gene Ontology annotation, biological process: nucleoside triphosphate biosynthetic process. Bases 171 to 1649 code for a protein of 492 amino acids. Gene Ontology annotation, cellular component: cytoplasm.
AGACGAUAGGCCGAGCCUGUAACCAUUGGCAACAAGUGUAGAAAGACGCACAGCUUCAAGAGUGCAAGUUUUUACCGCUGGUUUAAUUACUAUUAAUAUUAUUGGACACGUAAAAGAAGAACAACAACGUUGUCUUUAGCGGUGGUAAUAAAAAAGGUUAGUGACUGAAAAUGGAUGCAACCGUCAAACCUUUAAGGAUUCCCCCUGAAAUGUCUGUUUAUGCAGAGAAGCAUGAAAUAUUCGACCUUAUUCAGACCCUAGUGAGAAACCUGGUGAUAGACAAGCCAGAAGAUCCCAUUCAGUACCUGAUCAGGCUGCUGAAGAGGGAAAGUGUAGAAGUGCCAAGAGUUGUGAUACUGGGCCCACCAGCCUCUGGGAAAACAACAGUAGCUAAAAAGUUGUGUGAGCGCAUCGGUGCUGUUCAUAUAACUUCUAGCAGCAUCCUUAAGGAUGACACUGAGCUGACCAGAGCCACAAGGCAGUACACAGAGGAGGGUCAGGGGAUCCCACAAGACCUCUGGAUCAAGUUGAUUGAGGAACGGCUGUCAAAAGCUGACUGUGUGAGACGGGGUUGGAUGCUAGAGGCCAUCCCCAAAAGCAGAGAAGAGGCACUAUGUCUGCAGGCAUCUGGCAUCACCCCCGAGCAUGUUGUGAUGCUGCAGGGACGCGAUGAAGUCCUGACUGAAAGGAGUCUGGGCAAGAGGAUAGACCCUGUCACAGGAGAUGUGUACCACCUUACCUUCAUGUGGCCUGAGAGUGCUGAGGUGGCUCAGCGUCUCGAGAGGCCGGAUUGCAUCAUGGCGGAGGAGGAAAUAGCCUGUCAGCUGCAGGCGUACUACCGGGAGGUCCAAGGUUUACAGAGCACUUACCGUAACUGCCUGAAGAUCAUCGAUGCUGACCAGCCCCAUGUAGAUGUGUUUGCUCAAGCACUGAGCUAUGUUCUGUCCAGGCAUCACUCUGACGCACCUCACACACCCAGAAUCCUCUUGUUUGGACCACCAGGAUGUGGGAAGAGUCUCCAGGCCAGCUUGCUUGCCCAAAAAUACAGCCUAGUCGACAUUUGUUGUGGUGAACUUUUGAAAGCAGUGGCAGCGGAUGAGAGCAGUAUGGGAGAGCUCAUUAAACCCUUUCUGGAGUCAGGACGGCAAGUGCCUGACAACAUGGUGCUGAAGAUCCUGACCGAGAGACUGAGCCGUCUGGACUGUACCACACACGGCUGGGUCCUUCACGGCUUCCCUCGAGAUGUAGAACAGGCCGAGAGACUGCAGGAAUCCAACUUCCUCCCUAGCAGGGUCUUUUUUUUGGAGAUGAGUGACAGCGUUGCUCUGGAGCGACUGACACUCAGGUCUACUGAUCCUGUGACGGGAGAGAGGUAUCACUCAUUGCACAAUCCUGCCCCAGGUGUAAAAGUACAAGCUCGGCUACAGUGUAACCCAAAGGACACGGAGUUUGAAGUCUGCAAGAGACUGAAGGAGUACCGGAGCCAUGUGGCCGCCCUACUGGCCUUCUACCCCCAGGCUGUGCAGGUCAGCGCUGAUCAACAACCCCACACUGUGUUCGAGUGCCUGGAGAGCGGGAUGGUGGGCCGUCCUUCCAAAGUCCUGCCUGAAUUAAACAUCCAAGCCCUCUCUGGCUCCUCUGGUCUGUAAUCACUUCCCGCUUGUUGACCCCAGCUGAUCACAAGGGAGUACAGCAGACCAGCUAAUUAUACACAUGUUUAAUUAAUGUCGCAAUAAAACACAGCCUGUCCAGACUCUUUGUCAGGGGUAGUAUUAGUCCCGCUUCAGUAGUCUCAUGCUAAGGAGCAAGAGCUGCUCUGAUUUUUAAGCCCUCUCUCUCUCUCUCUAUCUCUCUCUCUCUCUUUCUCUCUCUCACUCCGCAUGCAGAGGUCAGAGGACUGGCUCCCAACGGAGAGGAAAGGAGUUAAGUGCACUGGUUAGCGAGACGUGUUAACAGCCAAGCUUUCAAACUCCCCUCAGAUACCGUGCCAUGACAGGCAGACAUUGACUUAAUUAAAGCGAAUGAGCUCCAGAAUAUGCAUCAGCUCUGAAUACAUAAACAGGGAGUAAGCAGAAGAAAUGGCAUGUUUUUUAAAUGAUCUCAGCCCGCUCUGUGGCAGGAAGAAUGAGUAUGUUUACUCUCCAAACAAAGAUUUUAGAGAAUAUCUGAAGGAAUACAGCAUUGCAGAUGAUGAAAUCAACUUUACUAAAUGGGAAAUGCUUUUUAGUGCUCUGCACAGAUGCUACAAAUAUUUAGAUACGCCACUUUUCUUUUCUUUUUUUUCCUAGUGCAAGUACAUUUGAUUUCUCUAAAUGCAUCAUCUGGGUUGAUCUCAUCUGAUUCUUGACAAUAAAUUUGAUUUAAGAUGU